This is a messenger RNA of Anopheles gambiae (African malaria mosquito), 5872 nucleotides long. RefSeq names its product probable phospholipid-transporting ATPase IIA. The record is from RefSeq and is a predicted model, not a curated record. Bases 1366 to 4773 code for a protein of 1135 amino acids. Lineage: Eukaryota; Metazoa; Arthropoda; Insecta; Diptera; Culicidae. The transcript is spliced from 6 exons. Gene Ontology annotation, molecular function: ATP binding; magnesium ion binding; ATPase-coupled intramembrane lipid carrier activity. Gene Ontology annotation, biological process: phospholipid translocation; retrograde vesicle-mediated transport, Golgi to endoplasmic reticulum; endocytosis. Gene Ontology annotation, cellular component: trans-Golgi network; plasma membrane; endosome.
AGUUUUCCUACUGUUUCGGUGUGCGAUAAGUGUGUGCCGAUAAGAACGCGUUCUCCCUUCUCUGUGUGUUAACAAAUCUACCGCAAACCGCUGAUUAAUCACGCAGCAAUAAAAGAAAUCAAAUCUCCUCUCUCCGACCAGAAAAUGCGGGCGUCCGCUGAUUGUGCUGCCUGCUGCCGGAAUCAUUCCCUGUCCCAGCUGCUAGAGUGACCGGAGGGUAGAGUGUUUUUUCUCACCCUCACCACCACCUCAAAAAAACCUCUGCGGUGGUGAAGCGGUGGAGGUCGUUUUCCCACCCACCGUGUGGAGUUUUAUUCCUUCCCCGGGCAGUAAUGCCAUCUGGUACGAAUUAAUUGCUCGUGUGCAUCGUGAGACAUCGUGCAACGCAACAGCGAGCAAACCCAAGACCCGUGAAUUGCGCACCGAGCUGCGAGGCUCAUCCCCCGCGCGGGCCCCGCGAAGGAGAGGAUGAAUGUAGAACUGCGCGACUUCGAGAUUAGUGACUCGGAAACCGAACUGCUCAUCGAACCAGCGACUGCCCGGGCCAACCGACUGAACGGCCGUUCGUUUCGCAACCGUCGCCAGGAAUCGUUCAAGCUGGGGUCCUUCCUGAAGAAACUGUGCUGGUGAGUAGCAAAGCCUACGCGAUAAGGCGAAGUUGUUGUUGUUGGUGGUGGUGGUGGUUGUGGUAUCAAGAAAAAAACAGUUCACAAAAAGCGGAAAGGAAUGUUCCUAAAGAAAAAAAACGUUGGAAUGCAUUCGGUCAGUGUGGCUAGCAUUCUUUUCCAUUCUUUUCCAUUCCCCCUGAUAUUUUCCGCACUUGUUUCAUCAGAUGAUGCGACAGUAGCAACAGCAACAACAAAAAAACAGCAAAAUCAAAACAUUCUUGUAAACAACACCGUUUCCUUUCUUCAUCUGUCAAAACGGCGCAGCGUGCCGGUGUGUGCGUGUCAUCAUCACACAGCACGCACACAGUCGCGAUCUGGUCGCGAAAAAAGCAAAACAGUCAACAAAAAGAUAGACAGUUGUUCUUCUUUUUUUUCUCUCUCUUUCCUCCAAACCGAGGGAAACGUCAUCCACGGAGUAUCGCAUUUCUGCUACACUGCUGCUGAUUGCGUUUCGCGAAAAUUCGUCAAGCAAAAACCCCCGACACCGACUGUUGUUGUGUUCCUGUCCCCGUUUCCCAUUGACCCGCACUGUGGAUGUGUGGAUGGUAGUGUAAGAAAAGGGGUGAAAAGUGAAACAAUCCCUCGGCAUCGCUGCCGUGACUCUUUAUUACGACCGCACAACUCCCCCCCACACACUCCACGGAUAGGACAAUAAACGGCCACCAAAAUUCAUGAGCUACAGGUAAUCCGGGACGCGAUGGAGGACGCCCCACCGCACGGUCACAUUCCAUCCGCACCGGUCACGAAGGAAACGAUACCGCUCAUCGAGAAGGCACCGAAGACGCGUUGGUUCAGCUGCUGGUGCUGGGCCUGGCGAAAAUGGUGCGCCUCGAAGGAGCUGAAGCCCCGCACGAUCUACAUCGGGCGGCCGCUAACGGAAAAGUUCCCGCCGAACGAGAUCCGCAAUCAGAAGUACAACUUCUUCACCUUUCUGCCGCUGGUGCUGUUCGAGCAGUUCCGGUUCUUUCUCAACCUGUACUUCCUCAUCAUGGCGGUCAGCCAGUUCAUACCGGAGAUCCGGAUCGGCUACCUGUACACCUACUGGGGUCCGCUCGGGUUCGUGCUGGCGGUGACGAUCUGCCGCGAGGCGGUCGACGAUCUGCGCCGGCACAAGCGCGAUCGGGAGGUUAAUUCGCAAAAGUACAAGCGGUUUGUGAGUGCGGACAAACCACCGGAAUCGGUAUCGUCGUCGAAGCUGCGCGUUGGCGAUAUCAUUAUGGUGGAAAAGGAUGAGCGAGUGCCGGCCGAUUUGAUACUGCUGCGUACGAGCGACAAAAGUGGGGCCGUUUUCGUGCGUACCGACAUGCUGGACGGGGAGACGGACUGGAAGCUGCGGUUGGCCGUACCGGCAACACAGAAGCUGGCGUCGCAUGGGGAGCUGCUGACGGUGAAUGCUUCGCUAUACGUGGAGAAGCCGCAGCGAGACAUUCACACGUUCAUCGGGACUUACUCGAAGCACGGAGGAACGGAAGAUGAAGGUUUGAAUGUGGAAAAUACGCUGUGGGCAAACACUGUCGUCGCUUCCGGCACGGCCGUCGGGAUCGUUAUUUACACCGGCAGCGAAACGCGCAGCGUCAUGAACAACUCCCAGCCCCGCUCGAAGGUCGGUCUGCUCGAUCUGGAAAUUAACAAUCUCACCAAGGUGCUGUUCUGUGCCGUGAUCGGGCUGUCGUUUGCGAUGAUGUGCCUGAAGGGCUUCAACGGCCCCUGGUACCGGUACAUGUUCCGGUUUGUGCUGCUGUUUUCGUACAUCAUCCCGAUCAGCCUGCGGGUGAACCUCGACAUGGGCAAAGCCUUUUACUCGUGGCAGAUACAGAACGACGACGAAAUUAAAGGUACGGUUGUGCGCUCCACCACCAUCCCGGAGGAGCUCGGCCGCAUGUCGUACCUGCUGACGGAUAAAACGGGCACGCUGACGCAAAAUGAGAUGAUAUUUAAGAAAAUCCACGUCGGUACGGCCGCUUACGGGCGCGACACGUUCCCCAUGGUAUCGGCCGCCAUACAGUCGGUGUAUGGGACGCUUUCCGCACCGGCUGAUGCUUCACCGGAAGACCACGGAUCGGAGUAUCAACCCCGGCUGCGCAAACCGGACGGUUGGCGCAUCUGGGAGUCGGUGAAAGCGCUCGCCCUCUGUCACAACGUGACGCCCGUGUACGAAAGCAACAACGGCAACGGUGGAAGCGGCUCCAUAUCGUCCACGUCCGACCGGCGCCAGUCACCGGCGCGUUCCAUCUCCGUCGAAAGCCAGGCGGGGGAACCGUCGACCAGCAAGCCAGCGACGACGGAGAAAACCUACCAAGCGUCCAGCCCGGACGAGAUCGCGCUGGUCAAGUGGACGGAAUCGGUCGGGCUGACGCUGGUGCAGCGCGACCUCAACCACAUGACGCUGCAGAUCCGCGACGCAACGCACGAGGCGCGCGGCACCAGCAUGAACGAGAACGCUUCCAUCAACACGACCGUAACGAACCUGUCGGUAAACUCGAAAACCGACCUCAACUCACCCUCGAGCGGGGGCAGUGUAACGUCGCUAAACUCCAUCAUUGCCGCCGGUGCACCGGGGCUGAUGAAGUACCAAAUAUUGCAAACGUUCCCCUUCACGAGCGAAAACAAGCGCAUGGGCAUCAUCGUGCGCGAGCUGAACGGGGGAGAGAUCACCUUCUACCUGAAGGGGGCCGACGUUGUGAUGUCCGGCAUCGUGCAGUACAACGACUGGCUGGCGGAGGAAAGCGGGAAUAUGGCACGCGAAGGCCUGCGGACGCUUGUGGUCGCGAAGAAGGUGCUGUCGGAGGAGCAGUACAAUGACUUUGUGAUGCGUUACAAUGCGGCCAAAGUAAGCGUAACGGACCGGGUGGCGAAGGUGGCCGCCGUCAUCGAGAGUCUCGAGCGGGAGAUGGAGCUGCUCUGUCUGACCGGGGUUGAGGAUCGGCUGCAGGAUCGGGUACGGCCGACGCUUGAGCUGCUGCGCAAUGCUGGCAUCAAGAUUUGGAUGCUGACCGGCGAUAAGCUCGAAACGGCCACCUGUAUCGCGAAGUCGUCGCACCUGGUCGGACGCAACCAAAGCAUACACGUGCUGAAGAGUGUGCUGACCCGCACCGAUGCCCAUCUGGAGCUGAACCAGUUCCGCCGGAAGCAGGACUGUGCGCUGGUCGUGUCGGGCGAAAGUCUCGAGGUGUGCCUGCAGUACUAUCAGCCCGAGUUUAUGGAGCUGGCGACGGCCUGUCCGGCGGUGGUGUGCUGUCGCUGCAGCCCCACCCAGAAAGCGCAGGUCGUCUCGCUGAUUCAAAAGUACUCGAAAAAGCGCACCUGUGCAGUGGGCGACGGUGGCAACGAUGUGAGCAUGAUCCAGCAAGCCGACGCCGGCAUUGGCAUUGAGGGGCGCGAAGGAAAGCAAGCGUCGCUGGCGGGCGACUUUAGUAUACCGCAGUUCUCGCACAUUGCACGGUUGCUGAUCGUGCACGGGCGACGAUCGUACAAGCGGUCGGCCGCACUGUCCCAGUUCGUCAUCCACCGGGGGCUGAUCAUCUCCACCAUGCAGGCCGUCUUUUCGGCCGUCUUCUAUCUGUCGUCGGUGGCACUGUACCAGGGCUUUCUGAUGGUGGGGUACGCGACGCUCUACACGAUGUUUCCGGUGUUUUCGCUCGUGCUCGAUCAGGACAUUAGUGCGAACAUUGCGAUCACGUACCCGGAGCUGUACAAGGAGCUGUCGAAGGGGCGCAGCCUGAGCUACAAAACCUUCUUCAUGUGGGUGCUGAUCAGUAUCUAUCAAGGCGGUGUGAUCAUGUACGGUGCGCUGAUUCUGUUCGAGGACGAAUUUAUUCAUAUCGUGGCAAUCAGCUUCUCGGCCCUCAUUCUAACGGAGCUGAUAAUGGUUGCGCUAACCAUCCGCACGUGGCACAAAUUGAUGGUCAUAGCAGAACUGUUCAGUCUUGUGCUUUACAUAGUCUCUCUUGCCGUGUUGCAUGAAUAUUUCGACUGGGAGUUCAUCUGGUCGUGGGAUUUCCUGUGGAAAGUGCUGGUCAUCACGCUCGUCUCCUGUCUUCCGCUGUACAUUCUAAAAUUCCUGCGCAAAAAGUUCUCACCACCGUCGUACUCGAAGCUCUCGUAAACUGUGUGUGUGUGUCUGUCUGUGUCUGCGGCGUACGGUGCGUCACGUUGUUUUUGGUUUUAUUUAUUUAUUUCCUACCUUUUCUGUCAAACAGUCUCGCGCUCGUUGGCGUUUUGGCGGCUCGGCUGGGAGCGCAAAACUUUAAAUCACUUCCUUUUACAUAUUAUAAAACGCAUAUACACUGCAUUAGUAAUUAGUUCACCGCAAGCUUAGUUAAUACUACUAGUGUAUCCCGUUUGAUGACCGUGUUUUGCCUCAAAGUAUUAAACGAAACGGUUUUAGCACGGUUUAAGCUCGAGAUCGGAGAGCCAAUUGUAUGCUUAGGGGGGGUUUCCACUUUAAAACCAAUGCGCACUGUAUUGUUAUGUAUACAUAUAUUUACUUUGAACGUGAUAUUUUCUCCCCCCACUUCAAGCACAGGUCCAGGUGUAUGUGUUCUAACCUGUUGGUUUUAUCUAUCCCUUUUGCUGCACUGGCUGUUGAAGCAAACCGCGAGUGAGAAACAGUGUGCGCAGUGUGUGUUUUUGUGUGAUGAGUUGAGGAAGAAAGGAAAUAUUAUUUAAAAACACACACACAUUAUACAGUCGUCAGUUGUGAUCCAUGCAGAGAGAAGUAGAUCAGCAACAGCAGUGCGCAUAAUAACAAGAGCAAACAUAAAAUUUGUUAAAACAACAAAAAACACGGUGUCUAAAAGAAUAUCAACGCCUUCGGCAGUCGAACGUUAGUUACAGGUUCGCAGAUGAACAGUUUUUUAAAAAUGAUAUAAAACCGUAAACCAUAUUUGAACGUUCAUUUUUACUAAAGAGAAGAAGAAACAAAAGGAAGUAACAUCAUUAAAACAAUUAAUACGAAUAUACACGCACACCCAAAUCAAACUACACGCAAACCCCACGCAGCAUUAAACAAAGAGAAAAAAGGACAAGUCAAUAGGAGGAAGGACCUUACCGCAAAACAAUGAACCAACCACUAUCCUAUACUACCAAGCCCCGAGGGCUUGCGACAAACAAGAGUCGAACUGUUUCACUCCAAUCGAACGCGGAGGCAGAGAAGAAAUCAUAAGCAGGCAAAAUAAAUGAACUAACUAAAGUAAAUUAAUUAA